Oryza brachyantha (malo sina) is the source of this 3218-nucleotide messenger RNA. RefSeq names its product protein PHLOEM PROTEIN 2-LIKE A10-like. The transcript is spliced from 3 exons. The coding region runs from base 48 to 1190 and encodes 380 amino acids. Lineage: Eukaryota; Viridiplantae; Streptophyta; Magnoliopsida; Poales; Poaceae. The record is from RefSeq and is a predicted model, not a curated record.
GUUUUUCCCCAAUCCGAUACCCCAACUCCUUUCCGGCUGCCGCCGCCAUGGAUCGUCUCCUCGCCUUCUCCCGCCGCCGCCGCCGCCGCCGCUGGCUCGCCUUGGCCGGCGCCGGCGUGGGGGCCUACCUGGUCUACCACCACCCGGCCGUCGCCGCGCGGCGGCGCCGCAUCGCCCGCGUCGCCUCCGCCCUCGCGUCCCUCGCCGACGCCGUCGCCGCCGUGGCAUCCGACCUCGCCGCUUUCGUCCGAUCGGAUUCCGACGCGAUUCCCCCCACGGUCAGGCAGCUCUCGAAGCUCGCUUCGUCCCCCGAGGCGUCCGCCUCCGCCUCCGCGCUCUCCGGGGCCCUCACCGCCGGUGUGCUACGCGGCUACGCCGCCGCCGCGGCCUCCGGUCCUCCCUCCGGUGACGAGGUGGCCUUCUCGGACCGCCUCCUUGACAGGAUUCUGUCCCCCUCCGGCGAACGCCUCGCGUCCGCCGUCGCCGGCAGCUUCGGGAGCCAGCUCGUGCUUGCCUUCUACUCCGCCCCGUCCGAUCCUUCGGUGGCCUCGUCGUCGCCAAGCUGGGUCGACGUGGUCACCACCGGAAGUUGCCGGAGGGCGAUUCGCAGCUGGGUCGAGGUCUUCACGGCCACCGCCGUGGGGGUCUUCAUAGACAAGACCAUCCACAUCAAUACCUACGACCAGCUCAUCGCCGCCGCCACGAACCCCUCCUACAGCGCCAGGCUACAGCGGCUUCUCGUUGCACUCUGCAAUGCCUCCAUGGAGACGCUGGUAAAGACAUCCCAUAGUGUACUAUCCAACCCCAAUACCAAUUCCAUUUCCAAUCGAAAUGGCAAUGACAAUGGUAGUGGUAGUGGUAGUGGCAACAAUGGUGGGGUUAGGGAAGGAUGGGUGGAAACCAUGUCGACCGCACUUGCUGUGCCGUGCAAUCGGACGCUCAUGCUAGAUUUGACUGGCAGGGCAACAUUUGAGGCUGUGCGAUCAUUUCUUGAAUUUGUGUUAUGGAGACUACACGAAGGCGCGAGGGCUGGGGGUGAUGCCGCAAUUGCAGCUGGAUUAUGUGCCUUGAGGUACAUGAGUGAAAGGUCCAUGGUUAUUGCUGCCAUCUGCAUAGCAUUGUGCCUGCUUGUGUUGAAUGGUACAUGGCUCAUGGCCCGCCCUGAGCCUGCUUCUGUUGAACAGUUAUGAUGUUAUGACUGUAAAAUUUUCAUCUAUUGCAGUGUACAGAAACAUGGAGUAUAGGAUAUGCUGAAGCUGUAAAUUUGAAAGAGGGGAGAGGGAACAGGAAAUAAUUAAUUGAUGACUUCUGUAACAAUUCUGACCUUGAUAUAGUUAAUAAAAUUUCUGAAGGUUAUCUAAGAACUUUCAGAGGGAGAGUUGGAACCUAUCUUACAUCGGAUCACCAUGUCAAAUUUGGAGAGCUUCUGAAUUUUCUUAAGUCAGGUUUGAAUCUAUAAAUACAGCCACUGCAUGUCGUUUUCUAUGUUGCCUUUUUUUCUGAUUGCAGGUUUGCGCCGCAUUCUAGAACACCAAUCCGUACAAAAUAGACAGGCUAGUUACAGGUUGCCUGUUCCUACCUGCAUACCCACCCAUCAGCUGUGCCGUUCUGUGUCAUGCGGGCUGGGCCGGCUGGCUGUCAUGAUCCACACAAGUGUGUGAGUACCGUAUCGGUCAGAGGAAGGGAAGAUGGAUGCAGGUCCUGAUCAAUCUUCAGCCAAGGUGCACUUCAGAAAAUGAUGUGCUGUUCUAGAGACCGCAUACAUACGGCCGUCACACGCACAUAGUGGGUGGUCAAGUCAUCUCGAUUGUCUCUGUCAUGCCGGUAAUCCGAUGGCUCACUCGUGUAAUCAAUUAGUAUAAAUUAGCUGUCUCACAUACAGACGAUGCUUCUAAUCUGACUUUCAAUCACUAACAGUUUUUUUUGAAGUUUAAUCACUAACAAUUUAGACGACGUACGGAAGCUAACACCCCAGGUAAUAAUAAGAGUCUGUCUUGGAAUGUUUAGAUUAUGAGAAACAGCUGCUUGGUAGUCAGUUUCUAAGAAUCUGGAAAAACUUCUAAACCUAGCUUCUCCAGCUUUCAGAUUCUUAGUGCAUUUUCUAGAAUCUGUAGCUACAUAUUCUCAAAAACUAUGGACCGUUUAGGAUAGCUUCUAACAGCUUCUGAUAGAAACAGCUUUUAGGAAAAGCUGCAGCUAAAAAAACUAUCUCGACGGGCCCUUUCCUUUUAGUGCAGCAGGAAAAAGGAACAAGCAUGAGUGAGACAUGAAGAUGUAAGCGUCAGACUAAUAAAUUGCAGCAGCAAGUGUACUUCAAGAGGCAAAGCCCAUGCUUAUCUGCAUGUGUAUAUUCUAAGUAUCUAGCAGGCAGUGUGUGUCGUCAACGUCAUGUAAUAUACAACUAAAUUAUAUUGCAGCACCAGUGUGACCUCUUCUGGCUAUGAGCAAUGUCAAUGGCUCUUUUUGUCAUGGAGUUCAUUUGGCCAAAAUCUAAUGGCAGAGUUAGCAAGCUAUUGUACAAAAACUCUUCUGAAGGUGAUGCUCUUGUCAGGGAGUCGCCGCUGCCGGCCCUACUGUGUUCUUGCAUACAUCCAGAAUAUGUACUGCCGGAGACCCAUCCUGCAUCAGCAGAGUUACUGCAAGAGAUUUGUUUACUGGUGACUGAUUGGAGCGUAUGACGUCAUGUUCUGUACUCUACAAGAGGUCUAAUAUUUUUUUAACGGGUUUAUCUCACUUUGUAGUUUUGUUGCAGGCUGGGAAACAGUUGGCGCCGUAAAUUCAAGCUCUGGAAAUGAGCUGGAAACAAUUGCUGGAUCAUUUCGUGGUUGAUCUAGAAAAGGGUAUAAAUUAAGCAGGAGAAAUUUCAUUUACUGCAGACACCAUGAAUCUGAAUGGCUGAAUCGAAUGGAGUAAUUAACAACUUUGGACUUUUGUGCAUGCAAAAAACAGUGUAGCUCAAAUCUCAAUAUCCUUUUGAGCUACUGUUAAUAACUGAUCCAGAAAAGGGUAUAAUUUAGGCAGGACAUUUUGCAUGAUUUUACAUUAUUGCAGACACCAUGAAUCCACGAUGCACCCAUAUAUACCUGAAUGGAAUGGAGUAAUAAGGGCACGCACAACGUCUGUCUUUAUGCCAUCUGUACUUCAUUUCGUACGUGGCGUCUCGUAUAUUUGCUAAUACUAUUGAUUACCUUGAUUUAUGUGUUAAAUGAUAAAUUAAA